AUGAUCGAUCAAAAGCACUGUGCACAAUUACCUUUUGGGAACCUUGAGGAUGAUUUUCAAAGAGGAGUUCAAACGUACUUUGUGUUUGAUUUCGACCAAGUGCGUCGUAGAGAACUUCAAUUCACAUUUUGUCAGGCUCAUUUUAAGCCAGACCGAAUACCCCUGUGGAGAUCGUGUGGAAGGCACUAUUGUGGACCGUUGUCUUUCGGCACUCCAACACAACAAUUCAAAAUGCUGUUCGACACCGGCUCCUGUAGCACAUGGGUUCGAUCAGUCGAUUCGGAGACAGAGUUCACAGACCAAGCCUAUGACCACGAGAGCUCCGAAUCCGCUGAAGUCGAGGAGGAUUAUCAGACGAUGGAAUAUGCGAAUUGUCGCAUUACUGGAAUCGUUGUGAACGAUGUUGUGAAGUUGGGAAAUCAGAACAUACAUAUCAGCUUUGCCAACGGGGUCGAACUAUCUCAGUCCUGUCCACCGAUAAUGAGGUUCGACGGGAUAGUUGGUCUUUGUGCGGUCCCGGGGAAAGCGUCGUUUCUCAAUCAGUUAUUCGAAGCGGAGAUCAUAGACGAGCGUAUAUUUUCCAUAUGGAUCAAUCCAGUUCGCAUUGAUGACGGAGAGAGCGAGGCGUCGUCCUAUCUCGUGGCUGUGGAUAGCGGCGCCACGAAAAUCUGGGUUCCAAAAAGCGUACUCAGUAAGAUCAACCACGUACUUCAACCGAUUGGGUUCGACGGCAGAUUCUACUUGGUCGAUUGUUCAAACAUUCCCAAGAAACCGAUCGUUCACUUUGAGGUUGGCGAGUUCACGUUAUCUAUGGAGCCGAGGUACUACAUUAGAUCGGUACCCUUUGACCACAAUAAUUGCCGGAUAAAGGUUGACCUUCUGGAUUCUGGCCUCAUCCGGAAUCGGAUGGAUCGACUUUUUGUUGGCAUGAGUUCACUGCAACCAAAUCAUAAGGCUGCCAUUUUCGCACGACUCGAAAUUGGUGUUCUGUGGGCACCUUCUCUUAUCGUUGUACCUCUGCUGUUCACGGCGUUGAUGGAUCUCGCAUUGUUUCAGACCAACAAUCUCAAGGUUGACGUCGUCGACGAUUUGACAGUUGGUGACACGGGUUGA
Opisthorchis viverrini is the source of this 1113-nucleotide messenger RNA. RefSeq lists its product as hypothetical. Gene Ontology annotation, biological process: proteolysis. The transcript is spliced from 5 exons. The coding region runs from base 1 to 1113 and encodes 370 amino acids. Lineage: Eukaryota; Metazoa; Platyhelminthes; Trematoda; Opisthorchiida; Opisthorchiidae. Gene Ontology annotation, molecular function: aspartic-type endopeptidase activity. The record is from RefSeq and is a predicted model, not a curated record.